Engraulis encrasicolus (European anchovy) is the source of this 1765-nucleotide messenger RNA. RefSeq lists its product as uncharacterized. The coding region runs from base 27 to 710 and encodes 227 amino acids. NCBI's taxonomy places the organism in Eukaryota, Metazoa, Chordata, Actinopteri, Clupeiformes, Engraulidae. The transcript has 3 exons. The record is from RefSeq and is a predicted model, not a curated record.
AGCAUCUUUAUACCGUAUAUCCAAUAAUGAUGCACUUUUAUGUCGUACAGAACAGAGUGAUAAAGAAGAUGGUGAAAGUAUUUUUGAUCCAAGCUGGGAACACUCUGGGUGCCGACAAACAGUUUUUGCAGACCUUGGGGGAAGGAGCGACCAGACUGGACAUAGUGCUCAGCAAAGAGGAGUGUGAUGUCCUACUUGCAUUCUGUCCUAUCGUCUCAAGAGUUGGAACAGACGUUGAAGCUGCCGUCAAAUUAAUCGACUCGUAUUUUCCUCGUCCCCAAGAAUCAACAGAUGUGGAGGCAUCAGACCCACUGCUGUCAUCCACACCUCCUGGAAUGGUGAUAGUGCUGCAUCCGACCUUUGACCCAGACUAUGUUGUGCCAGAUACCAGACGAUUUGUCCCUUCUAACUUCGAGACAGUGGACGGCUUGUUCCACGAGGGGGAGCUACUGGACUGUGACUGCAAUGACAAUGCCUACAGAGUCGUAUCUGAGUUCCUAAAGAGGCACUCCAAACAACCCAACCCGAAACCCAAACACAACAAUCCGAAACCAAAAGCCAAACCCAAAACCAGCCCCGAUCCCAGUAUGAAUGUGUGCCAACGUUUUAUGGAAGACCAUCCUUACUAUUUUUUGGCUGGGUUGCUUGCAGUAGCAGUCAUAUGUUUGAUAAUUGCGCUUGUGUUAAUGCACUCAUCAGGUUUAAUUUGACAUUUUGGUGUGAUGGUUCUUUUCUAUUCUGUGCUGCUGUCCCUCUUCUCUUCUCUUCUCUUCUCUUCUCUUCUCUUCUCUUCUCUUCUCUUCUCUUCUCUUCUCUUCUCUUCUCUUCUCUUCUCUUCUCUUCUCUUCUCUUCUCUUCUCUUCUCUUCAAAUAGCGCACAUCAUACAUCAAGAGGGUUAAUUUCAAAAUUGCUAAAAGAAACCACCAUCAUUAAACUGUCAUAAAUCAUCAAUAAUUAUUUGAAAAACAUCUUUUUAUCACAGCAAUCGGAAUUAAGUAAUAGCAUGUCGCAAAUAAGAACAAUAACAUGCUAAAAACUAUGUUAAGUUGACUUUUUGAAACAUACAUAGGUGCGGUGUGCACACCUACCUCUUUUCAUUGCCUGACACUAUUGUUUGCUACCUGCAAAAAUAUUGCAUGUGAGCUUGUUGCUUAUGGUAUAUAGGCUAUAAGAGAAUUUCAUCAGGUUGAGAUCCGCAAUAUACAACAAUGUUGACAGAUGCAGCACGCAGGGGCGCAUUUUCGAAUCAAACGCAGACUUAACACUAUGUCAUAGUACACUUUUGUGUCAUUGACCUGGCAAUGCUGACUUCUUGAUUUGUAGCACCUUUUUGUAUAUUUUUGUUACUGCAUGAAUUGGUGACUAAUGUUUGAAAUAUGUUUUUGCCUUUCUUUUGAGGUGGCACAACACAUUUUAACAACCCAGUAUAGAGCUCAUCCCAGAGUUGUAUGUGUUUUUAUUUUAUGAUGUUUUUGACGUUUGCCAUAUAACUGAUAUUUGAACAACUGUGGCAUUUUUGAGCAAAGUGGAAAGUGCCUACAAAUAUAGGCCUACUCUACACAGUUGAAUCCAGAUGUUUAACCUACAUUGAAUCAGAUGAAACCGAAUGCCUGAUGGCAAUAUUAUUUACAAAUCAAAGAAUAAUGAGUAACAGGGAAUUUCACAGGUUUUGUUUUAUAUUGUCAUCAAAGUCAGAAGUUUAUUUGAGAAAUGUACUGUGCAUGAACAGCACUCAGUUGCAUAAUUAAAGACUAUGGUCAUAAA